This is a messenger RNA of Alternaria viburni, 1299 nucleotides long. RefSeq lists its product as uncharacterized. Gene Ontology annotation, molecular function: transferase activity, transferring phosphorus-containing groups. Gene Ontology annotation, biological process: phosphorylation; phosphorelay signal transduction system. The record is from RefSeq and is a predicted model, not a curated record. The transcript has 4 exons. NCBI's taxonomy places the organism in Eukaryota, Fungi, Ascomycota, Dothideomycetes, Pleosporales, Pleosporaceae. Bases 1 to 1299 code for a protein of 432 amino acids.
AUGGCCCAGGACUGUAUCGAGGCUGCUGAAAACAUCGCUCUUUGUGUUCAGCAUCAAAAGUCGAUCGUCGACGAUAUUCUCACGGUCUCAAAGCUGGACUCGAAUCUUCUCCGCAUCACUCCAAUUCCAGCGCAGCCUAUCAUCGUUGUACAGCGGUCUAUGGCAAUGUUCCGUCCUGAAAUACAAGCCAAGAACAUCGACUUCAAGUUCGUUCCGCAUCAGAGUAUCCGAGACCUCGAAAUUGACUGGGUCAUUCUUGAUCCAAGUCGACUCCUUCAAAUCAUCGUCAACCUUAUUACCAAUGCCAUCAAGUUCACUAUGGACGCACCAAUUCGCUCGAUCACAGUUCAUGUCUGUGCUCAUGCGGAAUCGCCAGACUUUGGCGUACCAGAAGGAUUCCAAUUUGUUCCGCCAAGACAAAUCGUGAGCGAAUUCGGAAACGGCGAGGGUUGGGGCUCAGGCUCGUUUGUCUAUCUUCGGUUCAAUGUCCAGGACACUGGAUGCGGUUUGUCGCCUCAGCAGAUAUCGCUGCUAUUUGAGAAGUUUGCGCAAGCUUACGGCGGUAGCGGUCUCGGACUCUUCAUCUCGCGCCAACUUGCCGAGCUUCACGGCGGUCAGAUCGGCGUCUCGUCACAAGCUGGCGUCGGCAGUACUUUCGGGUUCUACUUGAAAUGCAAACGCAUGAUUGCAAAAAAGCCUACGAUCUCAACAGAUACAGUGAAGCACGCUCUAGACGCCGAACACGCGGCAUCUUCGCGCAAAAUCAGCGCCGCAGCUGCGAACCAGAACUCCACCGCGCCCGCUGCCACGCCUAAGGAAGUUGAGACCCCGGUACAAGCACAGAUUCCCCGGCCCACAGACGACAAGAAAGACGAAGAGGAAGAUGACCGACUUCACGUUCUUGUCGUCGAAGACAAUCUAGUCAACCAAAAGGUACUGGUGAAACAGCUCACAAAAACUGGCUGUGUCACACAUACCGCCGAUAACGGCGUCUGGGCAUUGAAGCAUCUCGCGAAAACGAGAUUCUGCGUUGCUAAUGGCAUGCCACUCACCAUCAUUCUUAUGGACUGCGAGAUGCCGGAGAUGGACGGCCUCACCUGCUGCAGGAAGAUACGAGAGAUGGAGGAACGGAAAGAGAUUACGAAACAUGUGCCAAUCAUCGCGGUCACCGCGAACAUUCGGGGAGGACAGAUGGAUGACGCAAAGGAAGCGGGCAUGGAUGAUGUUGUUGGAAAGCCGUUCAGGAUUCCGGAUCUCUUGGCCAAGAUGAAGGCCUUGUUGAAGAAGCUAGAGGACUAA